CAUCAUCACAAUUCCUCAUCCAUUUCGUUAACUCCCUCUCAAACUAUAUCCACUAUCUCCAGUAUCCCCCAAAACUUAAAUUCUUCGCAAAUCAUUUCGACCAUCUGAACUUAUUCUAAACACUUCAUAAAAUCUUCCAUACUUCAUUCAACGUAACCACCCAAUCACAAUCUAAUCAAACAUGGCCACCAUCUUUGAACUACCUCUCCCAAAUUUCCUCAUCGACCCCCAAGACGGAGAAUUCACUCCCUAUGAUGCAAGAUCCUUAGCUGAUCCCUCCGAAUCAUCGGAUCCUUCGGAUCAUCAACCCUUGAAUGUCCGAUCCCCAAACCAAAACCCAAGCUACGCCUCUAUAAACACCAUCACAAGAAGUCGAGCUACAUCAGACGCUCUAGAAAAACUCCUGGCCAUACAAGCGCAACAGUUAGCUGCUAUAGGUCAAGCUUGGCGGGCGAAAUACUCUCUCAGUUCUUUAAGCCCAUCAAAACAAAUCGGCAAGUCGCAGGAUGGACAAAAUUUCAAACCAAACAAUUCCAUCACUCGAUCCGUUCAAAACACAACGACACCUACUUCAACCCCGUCGAAACAAUUGAAAGAUAAAAGCUGGAUGGCAGAAACCGGUCGUUCAGUAAUUUCAUUAUCUAGUCAUGCUUCGACGUUUGACACUAUUGUUGAUGAGGAUUUCCAAUUUGACGAUGAGGAAGUUGAACAAGAAGAGCAAUUCAACCCUAUCACUCAAGCGACGCUCAAAAAAUUUGAUGAAAAUUUUCAUCCUUUGAUAUUCUGUCAUAGAACUUUUGUCUUAGAAUGGUUAAAGAACUUACCUACCUUUUUUGAUGACUUGUUGUUACAUGAAGAUAUCUAGGGCUUUUUAUCUUUCUCUUUUAAUCAACUUUCUUUUGCGUUUCUUGUUAUAAAUCCUUUAUUAUCCUUGAACUGAUUUGCCUAUCUUUUGAAGGCUCACUUGGGUACGUCUUCUUGUAUAUUGAUUAAGUUUGUUGUAUAUCUUUCCUUACUUGGAUACUUUUCAAUUCGCUCUUCUUCAAGUAUGUGCAGUGUAUUUUCAUCAAGUCAUCUGAUUUUCAAAUUAAAUUUCUUUUUUAUCAUUCAUGAGACCCAAUGAUACGUCUUUUGCAUUUUCAUAUCAAAAAUGAUUACUUUUGAUGAUUGU
Melampsora larici-populina 98AG31 is the source of this 1171-nucleotide messenger RNA. RefSeq lists its product as uncharacterized. NCBI's taxonomy places the organism in Eukaryota, Fungi, Basidiomycota, Pucciniomycetes, Pucciniales, Melampsoraceae. Bases 182 to 865 code for a protein of 227 amino acids. The transcript has 4 exons. The record is from RefSeq and is a predicted model, not a curated record.